Amborella trichopoda is the source of this 2643-nucleotide messenger RNA. The record is from RefSeq and is a predicted model, not a curated record. Lineage: Eukaryota; Viridiplantae; Streptophyta; Magnoliopsida; Amborellales; Amborellaceae.
AUGGCCACCUAUACACGUCAUGGCCAGGCUUUAGAAGCCAUGCAACUCUUCCAAGUGAUGUUUAAUGGUCAGUAUAUGAGCCCUGAUACUUUUGUUUUCGCCACUGUUUUGAGGGCCUGUACAAAAAAUAAAGAUUUGAUUUAUGGAAAGGCGCUUCAUUGCCAGAUAAUUAAAUUGGGCAUGGAGGUUGAUGUAUUUGUAACGAAUGCUCUUGUUACCAUGUAUGCAAAUUGUAAUUGUUUAGAGAGCUCAUUUCGUGUUUUUAAUGGUAUUCAAUGUCCUGAUUUGGUGUCUUGGAGCUCCAUUAUUCAAGGGUGUGUCCAAAGUGGGUAUGAGAGUGAUGGGUUGAGCCUUUUUUGUGAGAUGCAGAGAAAUGGGAUUAGGCCUGAUGUGCUAGUUUUUGGCAUCGUGAUGUCGGCUUGUGCGAAUUUGGGGUGCUUCGGAUUUGGAACUCAGAUCCAUUGCUUCAUUUUGAAGAUGGGUUUUGAUUCUUUUUUGUUUUUGGAGAAUGGGUUGAUUGAUUUCUAUGCAAAAUGUGGAUUUUUGAGUGAUUCAUAUAAGAUCUUCAGUGGAAUUUCUUUGAAAAGUAUGGUCUCUUGGAACACCAUUAUUGCGGGUUUUGUGCAUAAUUGUGGAAAUGAGGAUGCGCUAAUGCUGUUUCAUCAGUUGCAAAGAAUUAAGAGAGAGAAAGGAGGUGAUAAUGGUGAAUUGGUUUUGGAUGAGUUCACUUUAACAAGUGUGCUCAGAGCCAUAACUGGUUUGGGGGCUCUUAGAAAUGGAAGGGAGGUUCAUGGCUACCUGAUAAGAGCUGGUUGCAAAAUAAGUAACUUUGUUUUCUCUGGUCUGCUUGAUAUGUAUGUGAAAUGCUCCAUCGGAGCUGGCAAUGAACCCUUGAGACUCUUCAUCCAAUUUCAGUUAUCAGGAAUGAAGCCUGAUGAAUUCGCGAUUUCAAGUAUUUUGAAGUUCUGUGCUUCUGAUUUAGCUCUCGAGCAAGGAAAAAUGAUUCAUUCCUACAUUAUAAAGCAUGAAAAGAUUCAGUCUGACAUUUAUGCUAUCAGUUCUCUGAUUGAUAUGUAUGCCAAAUGUGGAAUCAUAGACGCCGCAUAUUGGGUUUUUUCUGGUAUAAAGAAACCAGGUGUUGUUCCUUGGUCUUCAAUAAUUUCAGGGUUUUCUCAAAAUGAUCAAUGGAAAAUGUGUCUUCAAUUGUUCAGGAAAAUGCAGUAUGAAUCAGUGAAACCCAAUGAGUAUACCUUCACUGCUAUUGUCAUGGCUUGCAUUGCUGUAGGUGAUCUCAGAAAGGGAAAAGAGCUCCACUGUAACAUUAUCAGAACUGGUUAUGGAUCAGAGGUCCCGGUUAUUAACACCCUUAUCAACCUGUACUGUGAGUUUGGUCUUCUCGAGCAAGCUUUGAACCUUUGUGACUCGAUCCCGUCAUCAAAAAUUUUAUGGGGUUACUUGAUACAAGCCUGUUCAAGAACAGGGGACCAUGAGAGGAUUCUCGAACUAUUUAAAAAGGUUCAUCAAUCUUCUGCAAAUUUAGACCAUAACACAUCCUGUUACGUAAUAGAAUCAUGCUCAAACCAAUCUCUUUUGGUAAUAGGGGAACAGACUCAUGCUUAUUUUAUCAAGAAAGGAAUGGAUUUAGAACCAAAAGUAGGGGCGCCUCUGAUAAAUAUGUAUUCUAGUUGUGGAAGAAUCAAAGAGGCAACUAACAUUUUUAAUGAGAUGCCUGAGAGGAGCUCGAUGGCUUGGGCUUCAAUGGUUUCUGCAAUUAUGGAGCAUGGGCAACCAAUAAAUGCUCUAUACCUCUUCAAAAGGAUGAGAUGCUUGAACAAGUCACCAGAUUCACAAACCUUUCUCUCUCUACUGAAAGCAUGCAGUCAAUUGGGUUUUGUCCGUGAAGCUUUCAAGUUUCUUGGUUUGAUGCACCAAGAGUAUGGGCUUUCACCAUCAAGAGAACACUAUGCCUCAAUGAUUGAGGUCUUGGGCCUUGCUGGGAUGUUUGACGAAGCAGAGGAAUUCAUUCAUGGAGAUAUUCCAUUUGAACCAGAUGAACUGGUUUGGAGGGCCCUGUUUUAUUCUUCAAGAAUAAAGGGGAACAUGCAUUUUGCAAAAUAUGCAGCAGAAAAACUUGUGGAACUAGACCCUAAGGACUAUGCGUCUACCUCACUCUUAGAGCAAGUGCUUAUAACCUCAGGGAGGUGGGAGGAUGCAUCAAAGCUUAGAAAUGGGUCUAAACUUGAGAGAGAAACUCACAGUUGGAUAGAAGUUAGGAGCACUAUCCAUGAGUUUGGUUCUAACCAGACUGUAACUGAGGAGAUUCAUGAGAAAUUGGGACAGUUGGAAAGAGAAAUGGAUGAGUUGGGAUAUGUAGCUGAUAAGAACCAUUGGCUACAUGAUUCAGAAGAGGUGGGCUGUGGGGUGAGUUUAUAUCACACUGAGAUGAUGGCCUUGGCUUUUGGGCUUGUUCAUUUGGCUCCCAAGACGCCAAUUAGGGUUUUUAAGAGUGUGAGAAUGUGUGGAGACUGCCACUCAGUUUUCAAGUUUCUGUCUUCCUUUUUAGGCAGGGACAUGCUUGUGAAGGACACUGGCAGGUUCCACCAUUUCAAAGAUGGAAAAUGUUGUUGUAAUGAUACAUGGUAG